Saccharomyces kudriavzevii IFO 1802 is the source of this 903-nucleotide messenger RNA. It is a transcript of the gene DPH5, whose product is annotated as diphthine synthase. Lineage: Eukaryota; Fungi; Ascomycota; Saccharomycetes; Saccharomycetales; Saccharomycetaceae. The transcript has a single exon. Gene Ontology annotation, molecular function: diphthine synthase activity. The record is from RefSeq and is a predicted model, not a curated record. Bases 1 to 903 code for a protein of 300 amino acids. Gene Ontology annotation, biological process: protein histidyl modification to diphthamide.
AUGCUUUACUUGAUUGGGCUUGGGCUAUCGUACAAGUCAGACAUUACCGUUCGUGGUUUGGAAGCUAUUAGGAAAUGUUCUAGGGUUUAUUUAGAGCACUACACAAGCAUUUUAAUGGCCGCUAGCAAAGAAGAGCUGGAAACGUACUAUGGUAAGGAGGUCAUCUUAGCUGAUAGAGAAUUGGUUGAAACUGGUUCCAAGCAAAUUCUGAACAACGCUGACAAGGAGGAUGUUGCCUUUUUGGUUGUAGGUGAUCCAUUCGGUGCCACUACACACACGGAUCUUGUCCUCAGAGCUAAACGUGAAGGAAUAUCUGUAGAAAUCAUUCAUAAUGCCUCUGUCAUGAAUGCUGUAGGAGCAUGUGGGUUACAACUAUACAAUUUCGGUCAAACUGUUUCCAUGGUUUUCUUUACUGAGGAUUGGAGACCUGACUCUUGGUAUGACAAGAUCUGGGAAAAUAGAAAAAUUGGUCUUCAUACUUUGGUGCUGUUGGAUAUCAAGGUUAAGGAACAAAGCAUCGAGAAUAUGGCCCGUGGCAGAUUAAUUUACGAGCCACCAAGAUACAUGUCUAUUUCUCAAUGUUGUGAACAGCUAUUAGAAAUCGAAGAGAAAAGAGGUGCAAAGGCAUACACCCCAGACACUCCUGCCGUUGCCAUUAGUAGGUUGGGUGCAAGCUCCCAAAGCUUCCACUCUGGUACCAUAAGCGAAUUGGCCAACUACGAAUCGGGCGAGCCUUUACACUCACUGGUCAUCCUCGGCAGACAAUGUCAUGAACUGGAAUUGGAAUACUUGCUAGAAUUUGCCAAUGAUAGAGAAAAGUUUGUAAAAGAUGUGGCAAAGGACCAAGAAUACUUCAAGCCUGCGGCAUGGGUUCCUCCUGCAGAAGACAACGAUGAUGAGUAG